Molecule: messenger RNA, 2109 nt
Organism: Lycium ferocissimum
Lineage: Eukaryota; Viridiplantae; Streptophyta; Magnoliopsida; Solanales; Solanaceae
Product: cleavage stimulation factor subunit 50
Exons: 14
Coding region: 342-1514 (390 amino acids)
Biological process (GO): mRNA 3'-end processing
Cellular component (GO): mRNA cleavage stimulating factor complex
Molecular function (GO): RNA binding; protein binding
Source: RefSeq, a predicted model, not a curated record
UAGGCUACCAAGAAGCAUCGUGGGUGUCGGGGAAGUGACUAAAAUGGCGGCGGUAGAGUUCAGAAACUCAUAAGUAUUUGACUUUCAGCUUUUUCCAUGAAAAGGGUUUGCAGUUUGUGUAUCAAAUAAAGAUUCUUUGGUAUUAUUCUUGUUUGUUUCAUAGAAUAAGUUAAGGAAGUAAUAAUCAGUUAAAAUGGAGAGUAAUAAUAGUAGUUUGGAGCAAACACUGCAAGAUGGGAAAUUGUAUCGUCAUGUUAAUUCUCUCAUUGUCGCUCACCUUCGUGAUAGUAAUCUCAAUCAGGCUGCAAGUGCUGUAGCUUCAGCUACAAUGACACCAAUGAAUGUUGAAGCUGCUCCCAACAAGCUACUUGAAUUGGUCGCAAAGGUUUGUAUCGGUUGUGGAGAAAGAUGAGACGCUUAGAGGAGUUUCAAUAGCUGUACCUUUUGAUCCAAGCAUAACUGCAGCAUAUGGCUCAAUCCCAGCCCCUCGGGCUGCGUUUGUUGAUUUCAGUAGCGUGAACGAUACAAAAGGGCCGUCAAAAAAUAUCCCAAAGCAUGAGUCACGACAUAUUUCCGAGCACAAGAAUGUUGCAAGGUGUGCCAGAUUCAGUCCCGAUGGAAGAUUUCUUGCUACUGGAAGCGCGGACACAUCAAUUAAAUUGUUUGAGAUUGCAAAAGUUAAGCAAAUGAUGCAGCCAGAUGCAAGGGAUGGCCCAGUGAGGCCUGUUAUACGGACUUUUUAUGAUCAUCAACAACCAAUAAAUGACUUGGACUUUCAUCCGCAAAAUACUGUACUCAUAUCUGGAGCAAAAGACCGCACCAUCAAGUUCUUUGAUUUUUCCAAAACGGUAGCAAAGAGAGCAUUUAGAGUGAUUCAGGAUACACAUAAUGUAAGGUCGGUGUCAUUCCAUCCUUCCGGGGACUUUCUUCUGGCAGGAACUGAUCAUUCAAUUCCUCAUCUAUAUGACAUCAACACUUUCAAAUGCUACCUGCCACCAAAUUUCCAAGAGAUGGGUGUCAAUGCUGCUAUUAAUCAGGUUAGGUAUUCAUGUACUGGCGGAUUGUAUGUAACUGCUUCCAAAAAUGGUGCAAUUCGGCUAUGGGAUGGGGUAACUGCUAGCUGUGUGCGAUCCAUAGAUGGUGCACAUGGAGCGGCGGAGGCCACAAGUGCAAAUUUUUCAAAGGAUGAAAGGUAUAUUCUAUCCUCGGGAAAAGACUCUUCGGUGAAGCUUUGGGAAGUUGGCACAGGAAGAUUGGUCAAACAAUAUCUUGGAGCUACACAUACACAGUUGCGCUGCCAGGCUGUAUUCAAUGAUACAGAAGAAUUUGUAUUAUCAAUUGAUGAAUCUCUCAAUAAGAUUGUUGCAUGGGAUGCUCUGACGACAGAAAAAGUGGCUAGAUGGCCCUCCAACCAUAUUGGUGCACCCCGUUGGCUUGUGCAUUCCCCUGUAGAAGCUACAUUUGUGUCUUGUGGGAUUGACCGAUCCAUUCGGUACUGGAAGGAGUGCCCUUAGUGCCAAUAAUGAGCCGGUGGCAGGUGGCAAAGCCAGAGAUGUAUGCCAAUGUAAUUUAAUAAGCUUGCUGUAGCUGUAAGAAACUCUCAUCCCACUUAUUUGUUGUAUACUUGAGAAAGAGAAAAGAGACAUUCGUUCUUAGGAAGGUCAGCCAAGCAAAGCUCUUUCCUUUUUUUUUUUUUUUUUUUUUUGGACAUGCAGUGAGCUAAGUAGAUGGAAGCAAUUAUUGCUUUGUCUACACAUCCUCUCUGAUGGUGAAGGAAAGUAAAAAGAAGAGGCAAAUAGGUCUCAAGUUGGUCCAAUGGUCAGGCAUGAUGGUUAAAUCUCCUCUAUUUUGAUAAGGGUCCUUUACUGAUCACCCAAAUUACCCAGUUUUUAAGGGAAGAUUAAACAUUUGCUUGAGGGACAUGUAUUUAGGCGUUUUUUAAUUUGUCUGGCAGCAUUUGUUUCCGAGUUUUUGUAAUUGAUUGACAGUAUUACACAAUGUGGACGUAAGCUUGAUCGUCCUUUUGGGAUUCAAUGUAGCAACCUUGUACCCUACUCUGUAGGAUAUUUCACGUCUUUUAACUGGAAAAUUUUCUUCUCCCAAUGGAUA